AUGUCUGUCUCCAACGACAUCGACGAGGUGCUUCAAGCGGUGUUGGCGUUUCUAGAUGCUGAGAUUGGCCGCUUCACCCAGCCGAUCCUUCAAAACCCCGUUCCAGCUGCCAAGCUCGGCGACAUUCUGGACACUUUGGAAGCGAUACUCUCCAAUUCUAAUGUCCCUAGUGAAUUUGACCAAACCACCGACGCUGAUGAGGCCACACUAGACAAAAUUACACAAUUCAACACUGCUCUUGCUCUGCAAUGGCGGAGUUUUGUUAUUAGAACUGGACUUGUCAAAGUAGCAGACACGCUAUUGGGAAGAAUCAGAAGCAACGACCACGACGAAAAAUCACAAACAUUCAAGGAUUUUGCAGUGUCGACUGCCCAUUGGGAUGCAUUGAAUGAAUUGCUGCUUCUUUUGGAUCUUCUCGUUGCGUUGGCAGGUAAAGAGACAGUCUUUCCUUCGGCCCGUAGUGACUUUUACCACGUUCUCACCAUAGUCGUCGAGUCAUUGACGGCUCUUUCUAGUGACAUCUUGGAGGUGUUUUGGUAUGCGCUUGAAAGUCGCCAAACAGCGAUCUCAGACUCUGUUUUCAACCCAAAGACGACCCUGGACAGAAUAGCCAUGUUGGGAAUCUGCAAUGGAAUCACAGACAAAUAUUAUCGCCGUGGGAAAACGGGAAAGUACGAUUCAUAUCAGAAGGACACUUUCAACGACAAGCUUCAUGCUCGAGUGCGGACUUUCCUCUCGGGACUUCUUCUGUUCGAUGACCUGACAGGCUUAAACAAGUACUUUUCCAUUGCCAAUAGAGUGAAUAGGGAGCCACAUUUGGGAAUGGCGAAAACUGGCGAUGACGAACUUCUCCAGGAUAUCUUGCAAUUUUACCGUCUUUUGCGGGAUCCUUAUGCAUAUUUAAAGAAUCCACGAAUGCUUUCCAAACAGGUGGACUCGCUCGAUAGGUUGUACGGGUAUUUGCUUGAUGAAGAAGCCAAAUAUGCGAAGAAACACCCUUCGAGAGAUAUUUAUAAAGUGAAGGAAGAUCUUCUGGAGUCGAAAAAAGCAUCCUUAUCUAAUAAGCACAAGAAUGCUGUGUUUUUUUCUGAGAACUACUGGCUCUCGCCAUUCGAAGAAAUACAACGCGGCCAGCAGUUUGAUUCGGUGAAAGCUGAAGACCAGCGUGUGGCCUUGAAGCGCUUCGACUCCUCCAAAUUUCGCCAGUUAUUGCUACUCCAGAUGUACAUGGUGAGUUCAUUUUUCCUAGAGUUGCAAAGCUCGAGAAAAAGAAGUACUCUAGUGAAAGCAGGAGCUCCAGCUUCCACCAAACACGUUGCGGAAGAUUCUACCCCUGAACUGCUUGUCAAGACUUUUGUAAAAAUAAAGAGAGAGAUUCCCAGUCUGAUUCGUGCGUGGGAUACGCAAUUAUCGUUCUUACUCCAGCAUAUUUCCCAAAGUGAGGAGUUCUGGUGGUCAUGGUUGAUUUGGGGUAAAAACAAGGACGGGAAGCCACUCUUAAACGAGACAUCGAUAUCCGAAGAGGAAGCUAACGCCGCAAAGCAAAAAUUCGAUGCCUUUGCGCCCUACAAGACUAAAAGGUACUUCAACACACAUGCUACUCCACAGCUUUCUCGGAAAAUGCGCACCAAGACAGGUUUAUCGCUUCGCGAGGAUUCGGACACAGACGUGCAAGACUACGAUCACCGGAUUGAAGAGCUUAGUGAAAGACUAACCAGUGAACAAGACACGCAAGUCAAGCUGGAAUUGGAGGAGGAGCGGUCUGUCUUGCUUUGGAAGAAGGCCAAGACGAGGAGGUCUGCGGAGUGGCUUCUGGUGAGCGAGGUAGUCGACCCUGAUAUUCUCGGAGUGGAGGAGGAAGAGCUACCUGAAGAAAAUGAGGUGAAAGAUGAGAAACCCAGUGAAGUUCGAGACGAGGAGGUGAAUGCUGCUAAUGAUGAAGAGGCUAAAGAGUUGAAGGGUUUAGAGAGUGAAGAUAAAGCUGGUGAAGACAAAGCAGAUCCAUCUCAAACUCUUGAAAAGGUAAAAGAGCCUGAAUCAAAAGAAAAUUCUGAACCAAAAAGGGAGAAUAUCGGAAAUGGAGAAGAAAAAGAUGAAGAAAUGGAAGAUGCUGAGGUCCAACCUGAAAUUGCCAGCACUACAACACAUUUGGCUGCGAAAGAAGACCAGGCGCAAAACGGAGAAACCUCACAAUCCAGAAAACGUGCGAGAUCACCCGAGGAAGACGAUAGUACCAAACGGGCGAAAACAGACUAA
Messenger RNA from Sungouiella intermedia, 2256 nucleotides. Lineage: Eukaryota; Fungi; Ascomycota; Pichiomycetes; Serinales; Metschnikowiaceae. The record is from the annotation of a GenBank genome assembly.